GGGCUGUGCCAGUGCAGUGCAAACUUUACGACUCGCGGCCGCGUAUACAUGCGCGUCGAUUCAAAGUCGCGCGCGCUACCGACUAUUCCUCUAAACACUUUCGUUUAAACCUAUUUUGUACCCUCCAAAAUAUACGAUAAAUAUUGUGAAAAUUAUAAAUAAACAGUAUAAAAAUAGUGCCAGUUUAUUCAGGAACUUUACGACAAGAUUUGCCUAUUGUGGAUUUUCAGCGUUUCCUGAUAAGAUUUUGUAAUAUACAACUGUGGAACUUAUAGGAAUACCCAUCUUCCAUGCCUCAGGAACAUCGGCAAUCAAGCAUACAUGAGGGAGGCUGGGUGACAAGGAAGUUUCCCACCUAGUACCAGAGAUCUCGUGUGGUAACACACGGCAAAUAAUUAGUUGUUCACAAAUAUAGUCGUAAGCCAUAAAAAUGCAGUUCAUACGUUCCUUUUUCAAGCGAAUAACAGAUGAUCUCAAACAGAAGAAAUUAAUACCACUGAAGAUAUUGUUUUUCGUACAUGCAUCGACUCUGUUCGUGCUGUACCCGUACCUGACGAUCCACAUGCGUGAACUUGGCAUCAAUGUGGAGGAGACGGCCAUCAUGUCUGCAGUCACGCCCGUCGUGUCCAUCGUCAUGCCUCCGCUAGCCGGCAUGCUGGCUGACAAGAUCGGAAACUUCAGACUUUUGCUAGCGCUGUCAUCGGCACUAGGAGGUGCGUCAGCGCUGCUGCUGCUGGCAGUCCCCGUGGGCCGCAUCACCGUCACCUUCCCUCCCGCUGUGGAGCUCCUCGCCACCUGCGAAGACUCCGCCAUGCGCAUCGGACUUAUGAAGGAGUACCCCUGUCUACCACUCCAUCCUUACUCUUAUGACAUCAACUUGACGGUCCUCUCAUGCGGUUUUGUUUGUGAUUUGCCAGAAGACUUGUCAAUAGAAGAAACAAACGCGCUAAUACACACUAAUUCCUACGACAUACACUUGCAGUCGACUAUUGACUCGCAGCGGCUCGUGUAUCGUCACACCGUGAUGGCACAGCUAGCACAAACAAUGAUACCGAAGAAAGAUCAGAGCACAUCUCGCAUACUCACAAACGACCCUUUCUUUAACACGACGAUAUCUAAAGUUUCCGAUCACACAAUCUUUUUCCCAGCACCAAAGUUGUAUCAAAUAGAGUGCAGUCAAGAUGCAAGCAAUGAAACUUGCUUGUUCGGGAAAGAUGACAUUUUCAAUGAAACUGAAGAUCAUCUCGAUGAAGCAGUAUUGCGUAUGAGGAUAUCUCACGAUGUACAAACUGCACCACUUGACAUUAGGAACUAUUGGGUGAAGGCAGUUUCUUCAGAGUACAAUUUUACUAAAGAUGAAGAUUAUGAUGGCAUCGAUAGUGUUACAUGCAGCGACAACUUUGGUCAGGACGGAGGAGUCAGAGUGCAGGCAGGGUCGCGAAAAUUGUCCGGAUGUCGCGCCGCGUGCGCUGCGUCCACGCCGCGCAAGAAUCUCUGCGACAACACGCAGCAGCAAAUAGAACUGGACCCAACAUUCACCUUCUGGGCCUACCUCGCUGUGCGAGUGUUCAUUGGUAUUAUCGGCGGGACAGCAUUCGCCAUGUUUGAGGGCGCCGUGAUCGCCAUCGUGAGGGAACAGAAGGCAGACUAUGGGCUGCAGCGAGUGUACGGCAGCAUUGGAGGAAUGAUCUCCUCACCCCUGUCUGGGCUGCUCAUAGACUACGCCAGCAGAGGGAAAGGGUACACAGACUUCAGGCCAGCGUUCUACCUGUACGCGGUGCUGAAAGUGGCUUCUGGUGCUCUCAUGCUGAGCAUAGACCUGGAGUUCAAGCAGCCGGCGCAGAACCUUCUCGAAGAUGUCAUAUCCGUGUUCAGGAACGUGGAAAUUGUCGCACUUUUCAUUGCGUGCUUCAUAAUGGGUACCGCAUGGGGCUACAUAGAGAGCUUCUUAUUCUGGCUACUCCAAGACCUGGGUGCGUCACGCUCCCUCAUGGGCAUCACUAUAACAGUGGGCGGUAUCGCUGGUCUGCCACUCCUCGUGCUGUCGGGACCCAUCAUCAGGAGACUGGGCCAUGCCAACGUUCUUUUCAUCGGGUUUAUAUUCUACGCGAUUAGAUUACUCGGUUACUCCCUGAUCUACAACCCCUGGCUGUGCCUGGUGUUCGAGGCUUUGGAGUCUGUGACGUCAUCGCUGUCAUUCACAGCCGCCGUCACGUAUGCUGCACGUUUGUCUUCCACUACCACUGACACCUCUGUGCAAGGAUUACUGGGAGGCAUUUACUAUGGAGUUGGCAAAGGAGCUGGAAGUCUUAUCGGUGGUUACCUCAUGAAGUUCUUCGGUACAAGACCGACGUACCAGAUAUUUGCUGGUGCUACAUUCAUCACCGGCUGCAUUUAUUAUCUAUUCAAUACAUUUUACUUGCGGAAGAGGGCAGUGGUCUACGACGACGACUUUUGUAAGAAGAAACAAACGCCUGCUGACAUUGAAGGCAAUGAACCUAAUAAGGAUAGUGACAAAGCUGUACUGUCAAUAGAUGUCGCUAGUAAAAUAGAAGCUAAACAAGAGAACUCCGUUGUGGACAAAGUUAAGGAACCUGAUUCAAGUCGGACGAAGUUAGUGAGCGACAGUGCAGAUGGCGGUAGCGACUCCGGAGUUGAUAACCCCACGUACAACGAGACAGAGGCACCCGAAGCUAGGAAAGAAGAAAGUAAAGCACCCGCUGUGUGAUAAGCAUCUACAAAUUAGUUAUGUAAAACGUACUGUAGGAAUAAUUUAAUAUUGUUACGACAAAUGUAAGCAAUAAUAAGUAUAAUAAUAAUUUUAAGCCGAAUUUAGUAGACCUACAGAUUUUAUGACCAUAACAUAUUCUGAAUGAAUAUUUUCUUCAACUUGUGAUCGAUCACAACUUACAUUAACCAUUACACCUACUGACUUAAUGAUUUCAGAAAUGAAUGUGUACUUUGAAAGGUCUCCCAAUGUAUUUUUAUCAUCUGCCUCAUUUUUUUUGGAAUGGCUGGACUGAACUGACUUUAUCUCUGAAUCUGUAAUUUCGAAGCCAAGGAUAUUGUUAAAAAUAAGUUAAAAUAAAUAAGUAUUAAGUUAUGACAGUACCUACAUUUUUAUUUGUAACCAUGUCAAGUUUUGCGCAAUUUAUUGUGUUCCUAUUGUUAAGUACCAGAGCAGUGAGCUAUACAAAUUGAUGAAUAAACUAUGAUAGAUUAAUAAUAUUUAUUAAUUAAAGUUUGUUAUGGUAA
Helicoverpa zea (corn earworm) is the source of this 3255-nucleotide messenger RNA. RefSeq lists its product as uncharacterized. The record is from RefSeq and is a predicted model, not a curated record. Lineage: Eukaryota; Metazoa; Arthropoda; Insecta; Lepidoptera; Noctuidae. Gene Ontology annotation, cellular component: membrane. The coding region runs from base 431 to 2728 and encodes 765 amino acids. The transcript is spliced from 11 exons.